AUGAAACUAAAAACACUGUCAACAUUCGCGAAACAUAACUUCCAAGGACGUCAUUAUGCAGAUCGAUUCACAGAACCGACGGGCAUCGAACCGCAAAACAAGUUAAAAAUACCAGCACAGCCACGAGAACCGGCCUCUGCGGACACACCGGUACGACUACUGGACACAUGCGUUUGUUUACUAUCUGCCUCGAUCGCAUCGCCGAAGGUGCCGCUGCCGGGCAGUCGGCGCCAACUUUGGACUAGCGCCGGCCGGUGGACGGUGGGCAGCCGGCAUCGGGUAACUUACGGCGUAUGCCCCAAUCCAUGUCGUGACGGAGUGCGGAGCGGGUGGCUCGCGGCGUCGCGCCGACACGACUGCGGCCCGCCUCCCGCACUCCCCUACUACUAUUUCCAAUUCCUGUAUGCUCCCAGACUAACUUUGUUCACUGCACGAGUCAUCACGUGCAGGGCUAAUCCACGGCGUUCAAACAUCAAUUUUUGA
Pieris macdunnoughi is the source of this 483-nucleotide messenger RNA. Lineage: Eukaryota; Metazoa; Arthropoda; Insecta; Lepidoptera; Pieridae. The record is from the annotation of a GenBank genome assembly.